AUGCGCUUAGGAAGACUUACGCUGCUUGCUCUUGGAGCAGCGAGUGCAAAUGCAUUCCGGGAUACAUCUCCGUUCUUCCUAGCUUCUACGUCCGAGAUACUUGCUACUUCAUCAAAUAUCAAGGCCGCCACCGGUGUAUUGGAGGAUCUUAGUUCACAACUGAGCACCUGUCCAUCGGAUUACUAUGUUAUUGCGUCUCAGCCUGGUGUACACAGCAGCGAUUUCGCGACUCGCAAGUCCGCGCCCCGCCUGGGCGCAAAGCUGACCGGGAAGGACAAAGCAAUUCGAUCCAGUAUGAUUGUCAAGGAGGUUGCGGGUGUUUUGGAGGCAAAUCAGAUCCAGAGUAUUAUCGAAAAGGAAUGCGGGGCACAGUCUACUUUGAUCGAUGCAUCUGCGAGCUCUUAUCCUUCCGAGUUCGGGGCGGAACCUCGCAUCAUAUAUGUGGACUUUCCUAUGCUCUCGCUAGGAGCCGACCGAGCCCAGCAACUUUCAGACAACGAUGGCCUCCUUGCCGAUAUCAUUGACCGAAUCCCUUCUUCGAAGAAGUAUACGCUUCUCUACGUGACAUCGCCGAGGGAGUUUGAGGGAUCCGAGGGUGUCGUUUAUAAAGCCGAGGACAGUUACCAGGACCCUCUCCGCAUGGAGCUGAAGCGGGACUACUCAGCCCACGAAAGUCAAAGUACUCCUGCAUCUAACAAAUCUCUUUUCCGAGAGUACCAAUACCUUACCCCAGGUCUCUUUAUGGGAUUCCUUGCAGCCUUUUUCUUCCUGAUGAUCUUAUACGUUGGUAUUCGAGCUCUUACGAGCCUUGAAGUUCCCUAUGCGGCAUUUGAAAAGGAUACGUCUGCCAGCGUGCAGAAGAAACAGCAAUGA
Messenger RNA from Aspergillus fischeri NRRL 181, 873 nucleotides. Its product is annotated as Ac45/VOA1 transmembrane domain-containing protein. The record is from RefSeq and is a predicted model, not a curated record. Gene Ontology annotation, biological process: (1->6)-beta-D-glucan biosynthetic process; fungal-type cell wall biogenesis. Gene Ontology annotation, cellular component: endoplasmic reticulum membrane. The coding region runs from base 1 to 873 and encodes 290 amino acids. NCBI's taxonomy places the organism in Eukaryota, Fungi, Ascomycota, Eurotiomycetes, Eurotiales, Aspergillaceae. The transcript has 5 exons.